Molecule: messenger RNA, 2833 nt
Organism: Alosa sapidissima (American shad)
Lineage: Eukaryota; Metazoa; Chordata; Actinopteri; Clupeiformes; Clupeidae
Gene: mat2b
Product: methionine adenosyltransferase II, beta
Exons: 7
Coding region: 1192-2184 (330 amino acids)
Biological process (GO): S-adenosylmethionine biosynthetic process
Cellular component (GO): methionine adenosyltransferase complex
Molecular function (GO): methionine adenosyltransferase regulator activity
Source: RefSeq, a predicted model, not a curated record
AAUAAGCGCUUGCCUGCCUCUGACAGCAGGAUACAAUCAAGAUAAGUUAAGAAAAAUAGUAGGAUUGCAGGAGUGGAACGUAGGUUUUAUUGAAAGUGAAACUAGGGAAUACUUAAAAAAAAUAGAAGUGCCUUUGCACCAAAAAAUGGGAUAUUUAGUGUCCCGGGAAAGAUGAUCAAUUUUCCGGGACAGACAUUAAAAAAAAGAGAACAAUCCCGGGAAAACCAGAACGUGUGGUAACCCUAUUUUGAGUGUCUUUUUAAAACUAUAACUCAUUAAAAUGAUCAUCCAGCCCAAUUUGUAUUCAGUGUACAAACCCAUUAACAAGCACAACAAACAAGAACAUCUUGCUGAAUGCUGAAAGUUUCCCCUCACAGUUCCACUUCUCAAAACAUAGCUGUAUGCAGUGAAAGUGCAGCGCCGUUGGUUUCCCAUAGCAUUUUGAGGAAAAGAAACAUACCAGAUGUGAUCGUCACAUAAAUGUUUAGGUGGCAUGCACUGUAGGGUUCCCUGGCCUACAGGGAUACUACACAGGACACAGCACACUCACUGUACUCACAAGACACUGUACACACUCAUUGAAAAAACAUUUAAGGUUGAUACUUGCCUCUUGCUUUUAUUGGUGAAAUGUUGCAUUCUACCUCAACCACAAAAGCACAGCAGGUAUGACCCUGACUUGCACAUUCAGAAAUUAGUGUCAAUGAGGGUAACAGUAUCUUGGGCAUUGUAGGGAGUAAUUCAAUUUUAACAAUAAAAUAGUGUUAGUUAUGAAAGGGAAGAAUACCUUUAAAACAUUUUUUGGAAAUUAAUGGACUGGAUAACUCCCCAGAGUCAAAGAAAAUAUGUGCUAGCAGUUAUAGGUCAUUAAAAUGUUUACUAGCCUCUCUUGCUCUCUUGAGUUGAUUGUUUGAACUACAUCCAAUAAAUGAGUCCGCUCUAAAUGGGUUGAUGUGAAGAGUGAUAUCACGUUGUUGCUUUAGUUUUAAGAUUAUUUGAUAUGACAAAGAUAUUUCAAAUAUAUUUAAAAUAAUAUAUUUUUCAUUGUUUUGAUAGUGCUUCACAUGCAGGACUGCCGUCCGUGCAUGCGCAACUGAAACGCAGAAACUGUUCUCAUGAAUGAUUUUAUACGAGCUAGUGCUAUUACCUAUCUUUUUCUGUUUAUGGCUAGUACUGACAUAUCCGGAUUGUUGAAUGAAUCGAGUGCAGGAAAAUAUGCCUUUAUAUGAGUAUGCGGACUUUGAGGAGAAUGUGGCCAUCCCAUACAGACGUGUGCUAAUAACAGGUGCCACAGGCCUACUUGGACGGGCUGUGUAUAAAGAGUUCCAGAACAAUGCCUGGGAUGCUUUGGGUACUGGCUAUUCACGGGCACGGCCUCGCUUUCUCAAGUGCAAUUUACUGGAUGAGGAGGCCUUGCGGUCAUUAAUCCAGCAGUUUCAGCCCCAUGUGAUUGUGCACUGUGCGGCAGAGAGGAGGCCAGAUGUUGUGGAACGCCACACUGAAGCUGCCUUCAACCUCAAUGUCCACACAUCAGCCACUCUGGCUAAAGAGACAGCUGGGAUCUUCCUCAUCUACAUCAGCACUGAUUAUGUAUUUGAUGGCCGUAACCCUCCCUACGGGGAGAAUGAUGCCCCCAACCCCUUAAACCUCUAUGGCAAAUCCAAGCUGGAGGGAGAGCGGGAAGUCCUGAGACAUAACCCAGGGGCUGCCAUCCUGCGGGUGCCCAUCCUGUACGGCGAGGUGGAGCGUGUGGACGAGAGCGCGGUCACCGUGCUGUGGGACCGCGUACAGGAGGGCGCCGACAGCUGCACCAUCGACCACUGCCAGCAGCGCUUCCCCACCUACAGCAGCGAUGUGGCUCGCGUCUGCAGGCUGAUGGCCGAGAGGAGACUGCAGGAGCCCUCAUUGCAAGGCAUCUUCCAUUAUUCCGGUAAAGAGCAGAUGACCAAAUACGAGAUAGCGUGUGCAAUCGCAGAUGCUUUUAAUCUACCCAGCAGUCACCUCAUACCGCUGACGGAGCAGCCUGCGGGUGCAGGGGCGCAGCGGCCCCAGAACGCUCAGCUGGAGUGCUCGCGGCUAGAGCUGCUGGGCCUGAGCGUGGAGCCCACACCCUUCAAGAUGGCCAUCCGAGACGUGCUCUGGCCCUUCCUCCAGGACAAGCGCUGCCGGCAGACCGCCUUUCACUGAAGGGUUACCACUCCUCUGGAACUAGAGAGAAAGAGAAUGCAUUCCUAAAACAGUAGUGAUCUUUCAUGUGACAUGGAAUAGUUUUAGCUGAAGUUACCAGUUGAGUGUUUGCACAGUUAUUUUUUCCCAAUCCUGUGAUGGAACAGAUACACACUCAACCUACUUUGGACUAUUUUAUGUUUCUGUGCAAGAUGUAAUAUUGAUUAUCAUUUGGGGAUCACAACAACUGCCAUUUUAUUUGAUCAACUCUUUUUUUGGUGUUGGCUUUUGAUGUGGGUCUACCAGUUCAAAAUACUCUCAUAAUUUACAUUGUUUCUGUGAGAAAGCACUCCUGCUGUGGGCUUUGCCUUGCCUGAAGGUUGAUGUGAUGUCUGUGCUAGCAGGCCUACUGAAAUGAUAUCACCCCAAAAUGAAGUACGGUUAUGAAGGUGUGAAGGUACUUUAUCUCGACACUGAGUGCAAUAGUUGAGUUGCUAUGUUGGCUUUUCUGAGGGAACAGUUGAAGAAUACAGUAUGUUUUGAAUUCUGGGGUUGAACCCUUUUGCAAGCACUGUUUUCUCACGUUGGUGUUCGGUGACCACCAAUUAUGUAUAAGAUAAAAAAAAAUAUUUGACUGAGCAUCUGGCUAUAUAUGCUUAAAUAAUAAAAA